AUGGCUCCCAAGGCAACCGGCGAGAAGUACUCGGUCAUCCUCCCGACCUACAAUGAGCGUCGCAACCUGCCAAUCAUCACCUGGCUGCUGAAUCGCACCUUUACCGACGCCAAGCUCGACUGGGAGCUCAUCAUCGUCGACGACGGCUCGCCGGACGGCACGCAAGAAGUCGCACAGCAGCUCGUCAAGGCUUACGCGCCGCACGUCGUUCUCAAGCCGCGCGCGGGCAAGCUGGGCCUGGGCACCGCCUACGUGCACGGGCUGCAGUUCACUACCGGCACCUUCGUCGUCAUCAUGGACGCCGACUUCUCGCACCACCCCAAGUUCAUCCCGCAGAUGAUCGCGCUGCAGAAGACGGCCAACUACGACAUCGUGACGGGCACGCGGUACGCGGGCGCGGGCGGCGUGUUCGGGUGGGACCUAAAGCGCAAGUUCGUGAGCCGCGGCGCGAACCUGUUCGCGGACACGGUGCUGCGCCCCGGCGUGAGCGACCUGACGGGCUCGUUCCGGCUGUACAAGAAGAGCGUGCUGCAGCGUGUCAUCUCGAGCACGGAGAGCAAGGGCUACACGUUCCAGAUGGAGAUGAUGGUGCGCGCCAAGGCGAUGGGCUGCACGGUGGCGGAGGUGCCGAUCACGUUCGUGGACAGGCUGUACGGCGAGUCGAAGCUGGGUGGCGACGAGAUUGUCGAGUACGCCAAGGGCGUGCUGAACCUGUGGCUGAAGGUGUAG
Cordyceps fumosorosea ARSEF 2679 is the source of this 729-nucleotide messenger RNA. Its product is annotated as mannose phospho-dolichol synthase. Gene Ontology annotation, biological process: protein O-linked glycosylation via mannose; GPI anchor biosynthetic process. The coding region runs from base 1 to 729 and encodes 242 amino acids. Gene Ontology annotation, molecular function: dolichyl-phosphate beta-D-mannosyltransferase activity. The record is from RefSeq and is a predicted model, not a curated record. Gene Ontology annotation, cellular component: endoplasmic reticulum membrane. The transcript has 2 exons. NCBI's taxonomy places the organism in Eukaryota, Fungi, Ascomycota, Sordariomycetes, Hypocreales, Cordycipitaceae.